CUUCUUGGGUUUCCCAUUGCUUUUCUUGUAUGGAUUUAUGAAAGUAUAGCUGAGUUGAGUCCUGAGUUUUGUCAACGGGUUGGGAAAAAAUUUCCACGUUUGUUGAAUUGGAAGAGUACAGAUAAUGCGUUCUAUGCAAACUUGGUGGGAAAGGUUUUCAACAAUCAGAAGAUAUAAUCUUUUUGUUUUGUAACUGGUUUCUUGCUAAAUUUGUUUGAUUCAUUUUUGGAUUUUUGUUUGUGUACCUGGUUUCAGUUGAUGGUAACCAGUUUUUUUGAUUUUGUAUAUAUAUAUUUUUAAUUUAUUCAGUUGACUAUCCUGAAUGUCUAUCCGUCUUCUGAGGAGAGAAAGAAACUGGCAGUAAAGAAGUUUAAGUUUGAGCCUCUAUACUUGCCGAAUGUGUGUGCUGAAGAUGGAGACAGUAGUCCGGGUACCCAGGUACUGGUUAGUUUUGUUGUUUGUUUUAGUUAAAAAAAAUAUAUUAUUUUGUUUUGAAAUUUAUAGGUUUCUUUUUAUGUUUUUUUUUUUUUUUUUUUUUUGCUGUUUUGGAAAGUAUUUUAUUUUGUUUUUUAGGUUGAUAGUGAAAAGUUGAGAUUGAUUUGUGAAUCAAUCUCAUCAAUAAAAGCAUGCCAAGAAACUAUUAUUAGUGACAUUGCAGUUAUGAGAUCUGAGUUCAUGGGGAAACUCAGUGAUUUAUCUGCAAUGAUUGCAAAAUUUGUUGCAAAAAAUUCUGAAAAAGUUGCAAAUUCAAGUGAUGAAAGUGCUGGUUUUAAUGAAGGGGAAAAGCCAGAUGAUUUUGAUAAUGUUUCCAGUCCUAUUUCUGAUGAUUCUAAGGAUUGUGGAAAUGAUUCAGCUGAAGAGUCUGAUGGUAGUAAGGUAACUAGUUUAUUUUUCUUAAUAGUAUGUUUUCUUUCUGUAGUUGUUUAGUGUAACCAGUUACUGUUGUAACCAGUUUCAUUAUUUCUUUUAGGGUGUUGAGAAGGAUUUAAAUGAAAAUUUUGAUGCUGUUUAUUCUGGGUUGGAGUUGUCAAAUGUUGUGGGUGGAGAUAAGGUUUUGUAAUUUAUUUUUGUUUUGUUUCUUGUAUUAUUUUAUUUAAAAUUGAAUUUGUUGUAAUUGAUUUUAUUUUUAUUCAUUAUAGGAUUUUACAAACAAGCCUGAGUUCAGUUCAGUUGGUUUAAGUUUUGAAGAAGUAUAUGUUGAUCCAGAGAUUUUGAGUGUUAUUGAUAAAACUGUUAAGUAUGCAGAAGGAGAAAAGAAAUUUACCAGGAGUAAGGAUGAUUGGAAGGUUGUGAUGGUUGGUGAUGAUGAUGAGGUUCCUGUUGCUAUUGAAAAGAGGGAGCAUAAACCUAGUACUCAUGUCAAGUCUCCUUUUGUUACUGAGUUUGGUUCUUCUGAUGUUAAAGAAACUGUGAAGAGGAAGGGAGUGGAAGUGAUGAUUGUUAGAGGAUUGCUUCCAUUUGAAAAUGAAAUAGGGCAGAAUGUUUCAAAGAAUGAUUGCCUGGAUUAUAUUUCUUGGAUUGAGGAUAAAAUGAAUUUUAAGAAUAAGAAGAAGAAAUUUUCUGAUGUCAAUAACAUUAUCAAUCCCCCAAUGGAUUAUUCAUUUGUUAAAAUUUCUGAGAAAAUGUGGUUUUACAAGCUUCAAACUUGUGGGGAGGAGCUUAUGGACACUGUAAGUAACCAGGUUCUUGUUAUAAUGUUUAUUUAGUAGUAUUUGUUUAUUUAGAUGUUUUUUUUUUUUUUUUUUUUGUUGAUCAUGUUUAAGUCAAGUAACCAGGUUCCUGUUAAUAAGUGUGUAAAAUAUUUUUAAAUUUUGGGUAGUAACCAGGUUCUUUGAAGCAUUGUGUGUAACUUGUUUUUUUUUUAUUAUAUAUUGGCUAGUAACCAGGUUCUUGGUAUAAUGAUUCUUAAUUAGUCUUUGUUUUGUUUAGAUGUUUUGUUUUUGUUGUUGAUCAUGGUUAAGACAAGUAACCAGGUUCCUUUUAGUACUGUCUGUAAAUUGUUUUUUUUAUUUAUGGGUAGUAACCAGGUUCCUAACUUUUGUAUGUUUAUUUAUUUUUUGUAGCAUAUAAAUGUAUGUUUUUAUUACCUGAGGAAG
Molecule: messenger RNA, 2096 nt
Organism: Humulus lupulus (European hop)
Lineage: Eukaryota; Viridiplantae; Streptophyta; Magnoliopsida; Rosales; Cannabaceae
Exons: 3
Coding region: 1293-1706 (137 amino acids)
Source: RefSeq, a predicted model, not a curated record